Molecule: messenger RNA, 3931 nt
Organism: Xenopus tropicalis (tropical clawed frog)
Lineage: Eukaryota; Metazoa; Chordata; Amphibia; Anura; Pipidae
Source: RefSeq, a predicted model, not a curated record
UUGGAGUCGGGGAAGGGGACCCAUAGGGAAACGGAUUCAUUCAUUUAGUACAUUUACAAGUUUUGCGUUUUUAUGUGGUGUUUGCGCUAGCGUUGCGUUACAAAGCAUCCGUGAGGUUCUGCAUGGAGCUAAACCUUCACUUAGGGCUUCAAAUAUCCAUUAGAAGAAGUUACACUCCAUCCAUGUCUAAGUGCCACCAUGACGAGUAGCCAGCAGCAACAGGGCCCUGCAAAGCACCAAAGCCUCGCAGUUCUAUGCACAGAAACCUAAACUGAAAGAUUUCCCAAUGCUGAUUUUUCCCAGAAAUCCAAAAAUUCUCCCAGAUAUGAUCUGACUUUGUAUCAAAUUUAAGAAUGAUCCAUACGUUCCAGCAGCCACAUGGUGGAGUGAGAAAGCUUAUGGAUGGGUGGAAUAUAUAUCUGCUAGAUAUAUGGACUGACUGAGCAUUUGGCAGCCACAUACAAACAAGAUAAAGAAGGUAUGUCCCACAUGGAUCUGGAUGUGCGUCCUGGCACUGCCAGUGUCAAGGUGACAGAUCUGGGUUGGCAAGGAUUGCUAAACCCCUUUCCACUAAACAAAGAUGAAGAUGAUGAUCUUGAGGAUGAGUGCCUCACACCUGCUAAGCUGCGACUUCUCACCGGUGUGGAUGAUCUACAGGAAGUUACAACGCUUCAGAUGUGUGUUAACACCAGGGAGAACAGUCUUGGGAAUUUUGGUGAGGACUAUUCCUUAGGUUCUCAUCUUCCCAACCUAAGGCAGCUGAAACUAAAUAACAGUAUCCUCACAUCUGUGAGAGACCUUGGUACCUCUCUGUCACAGCUCCAGGUGCUAUGGCUGGCUCAGUGUGGCCUUACCGACCUUGAUGGCAUUGCCUCCUUGUGCUCAUUAAAGGAGCUGUACCUGGCUUACAAUGACUUGACUGACCUGAGUGAAUUAAGCAUGCUGGAAAAUCUGGAGGUUCUCGACCUUGAAGGAAACAAUCUAGAGCAAAUAAAAGAGCUGCAGUAUCUAGCACUGUGCAGCAACCUCACCACCCUGACCCUGGAGGGUAACCCCAUCUGCACCCGGCCGAGCCCGGAGGCUGCUGAGUCUCCAGACUAUAAUUAUCGAGCUGAUGUUCGAAGUUUAAUCCCUCAUUUAAGAAAUCUGGAUGAUGCUCCAGUUGACCAGAUUACCCGAGCCUCUCCAUGCAUGCCUAGCCCCGACUGGCUGAUGGUGAAGGACUAUAUCAAAGAGAGCACGGGGGACCUGGUGGAUGUAGGCUUGGGCAAUGGAAACUUAUUGAGGAAGAAGAACCAAAGACCUGCCACUGCACAACCAGCCCUCACGGGAAGACCCCACUCUGCAAUAAGGCCAGCCAGUGCAGUGAGACCAGCUACCAGUGACCAAGGCCCAAGAGGACUUCUUCUUACCGAAUCAAUAGAAGAUAAAGAAGUUGAAGAUGAAGCUAGUGACUUAACCCACGGUGUUGGUAGAGUCAUCUGUGGGAAUCCAAUCAAAGCCCUCCGAGCUCGGAAGGAGAAGUUUGUGUCUGCUCCAGUGAUUCCUCUUCAGCUAUUAAGCCAAGACUGCAGGCUGGUGGACACCACUGAAGCCCCACUGGACAAAGACCAUGAAGAUGUGUUUGCAGAGCUAAGGGCCUGGAGAGAAAAGCACAAUGUGGUUUUACAAAGAUUCCAGGAGGAGCAUACGCCACAGAUCUUGACGAUCACACACAGUGAGGAGGAGGAGGACAGAAGUGCCAGCAGUGAAGAUGAGGAGCUAAAAGAAUGCUGGGACUCUUCUGACAAUGCCAGCCCCUCCCCCCUUCCUCAGUCGCCUUCAGACUCUCCACAUCCCAGAGAGAAGAUUUUGCAGGAUUCUCCGCUGGUGCCAUCUCCUCCUAUCACUCCAUGCCCACCAGUUAUAGGAAGCGAGAAGCUCAGAACAUACAAAGGGGCUGACAUUCGAGUGAGGCGUCUCUUGAAAAGCACCAGGGAUAUUGGUUACACAGCACCAAGACAGUCGGCUACACAUGAAUGCAUUGGGGACGAAGUUUUCCCACUAACAAACAAUGAUGGUGGCAUCUCUAGAACUUUACAUACCCUAAAGACACAAGCAACAUCUAACGGGCAACUUAGAGAGCAACUUCCACCUGGGACACAUUUAAGAUCUGUUACUAACAGACCUACACUGGAAAGGAACUCUCCAAAACUCAUUUCCCAUCACCAACCCGUCAUCCGCUCUUCCUCAAGAACCCCAGAAACACCAUCUCCACCCAACUUUGCCCGGCCCAUUGCUGCAAAAGGGGUUCUGCAAAGGUUACCAAAUCGUCCCACCCUUCUACUGAACAAGACGUCCAGCUCAUAGAAAUGUGGGGAAGCAAUUGUGUCCUGAAUGACAUUAACUUCCAAGAGGCCAUAAUAGAUUGUCCAAGGUGGAGACAAACUAAGCAGAGGGUUGCGGUGCUGUUUGUAAGUCUUUCUGAAACACAAUGACCCAGUGACAUUCAAACAAAUACUUUGACUUUUAGUAAAGAAUUAAUUUCUCAGAAUCCUUGCUAAAGAACCUCCCGCCAGAGGCAGGGUGCAAUAUUAUAGUGCUGAUACAUCCUUAUUGUAGGAUGUGUCUGCACCACAUUUCACACAAAGGUGCCCAACAGGCAGAAUACAGAUGUUCUGUAAUUUGUGAGGCUCUGUCUAUAAACUUUACUCACAUUGUAAUCUAGAUUUCCAUUGGUUUCAUUUGCAAUAUCUGAAAUCAAGAGGGCAGGCACUCCAAACAUAAUUUCUCCUACAUCAAUGCUGUCCAACUUAUAACAUGUACAUGGGCUGACCAGUUCUCACAAGCAUGUUCAAGGGCUGGAUUAAAUUAAAAUGAUAUCAUACUGAGAAGUGUAUGGAGCCUUUGAGUCCACUGGGGGGCCAUAAAAAUCCUUUAUGUGGCCUUCAGGCUUCCAGUUGGACUCAUGUCUAUGAGUAAGCGCUAAGUGUGAUAUUUUUUGAUAGUCCAUUUCCUUAGCUGAAUGCUCAGUGUGGUGCACCUGAGCCCCCGGAGUACACCAAUAAGGUUACUUAUAUGUGUAUAAUGUGUCCCAACACUCUUGUUGGACUUUCGUUUGCAAACAUCCAACACUGGGUAAGACUUAUUGUGGUGUUGUUUGGAUGUAUGGACAUGUUUCUGAGUGCUGAAGUCUACUUUGUUAUUAUUUAUAUCAAGAGGCAUUCCUAAAUACAGCUGGAUCCAAAUAAAUGAAAUGCACUAAGAGCUGGAAUUCAUAAGGAACAUGUAGACAGAUAAACUUAACCUGUAUGUGCAGAACUUGGCAAGCUGAGAAGUUUAAUGUCCACAGCCAAGGAUCUGCUGGAGCUACGUGUCGCACAUCACUGUAUCAUCUAAAACUCAUUGCGCAAAUGAUGACACAACUGUUUACGCUAAGGGUAAUUUCUCUUUAAUGGCCCCCCAGGCAAAUUAUACCCUGUCAAUCAGGGGCCCUGGGUAGCAGAAAGUUUUGCUCAGUCAGCUUAGAUCUAUUUGCUUUUGCAUGUAGCGGGCAAGUAUUUCCUCUUACCAUGAUCUCCUAUGAAACUAGGACUUUUCAAAAAAGAAAAAUAUUUCACACAAUCAGACAUUCUUUUCCCAUGUGUGCUUAAUGCCAUGCUGUGCCCAUGUUCCGCUCUGAUACAGACUAAUGGUAAGUAUGCAUGCUGAAUCCGCUCUUCUUUCUUUCAGUGUGCAUCAUGAGAUCAUGAAUUCUGUAUCUGCAUAUGCUUUCCCGAGUAGCAUGGGAGAUUUUGCUUUAAGACAAUCAGAUUUUGUACUUGGAAAAUAUUUUUCCUAUAUAAUUUAUUAGAAUAUUACAUGUGGAAACACUUAAUUUUGUUUGACCAUUUUUAUUUUGUAUGAUUUUUUGUUUUUUUGCACAAAGCUCAUUAAAAACAAUACCUGGUAA